Pogona vitticeps (central bearded dragon) is the source of this 3317-nucleotide messenger RNA. Lineage: Eukaryota; Metazoa; Chordata; Lepidosauria; Squamata; Agamidae. The record is from RefSeq and is a predicted model, not a curated record.
UUCCCAGUGCUUGCGCCGUCCACGUGCCUCGGAGGGAUCCGCUCGCGCUUCCUCGUGAGGCGGCCUGAAGCCGUUAAGGCGGGGGCCGCCGGACUUGUUCCUCACUUCGGCGUCUGUGAGGCGUCGAGGGUGCGUGUGGAGCCGCGGAUGCUCUGCUCUGGAAGGGGGGGAGGCCUGCGAGGCGCGGCGGCGUGACCGUGGAGAAGCGACCCGGAGGGGACGAAGGGGCCUCGCCUGGGUUAGUUCCUUUGAAUUCAGUGGGCCUUUAUAGGAUCAGUUUGAGGUUAAGACCUUUUGUGCUCCAAACAAAAAAAAAAGGUGCAAGUUAUUUGUGGGAGCUUCAAAGCCACAGGUCUCUUUCUUCAGCCACACGUUUGCAAAAACGAGGCUUAAGACUGUAAAUUUCUAAAUUCAGAUACUUGGUUAUACCAGAAGCCAUGUCUGGUCGAGCCAGAGCCAGAGCAAGGGGCAGAGCCCGUGCCCUGGAGACUGGUCCGCCUGCCGUGGGGGCAACUACUGUUACACCAGCUGGUCAUGGAGCUAUGAAACCCCCAAUACUUGAAGGAGAGCCGUCAGCAGGAGAGCCAGUGGGGCGUGGGCGUCAGAGAGGAGGGCCUGUGGCGCCAAGGCCAAAGGCUGCAGAACUCCAGAUUUCAGUGGGCAUUCAGGAAAUGACGCUGGGGGAGAGAGGCGGACGUCGCAGAGAUUACCACGACCUUGGGGUCAAUACUCGCCAUUUGAUGGAGCACGUGAAAGACUCCAAAACGGGUGUUUCGGGUUCUGUAAUACGAUUGACCACCAACCAUUUUCGGCUGACAUCACGCCCUCAGUGGGCCUUGUAUCAGUACCACAUAGACUACAGUCCACAAAUGGAAGCCCGCCGUCUUCGGUCAGCUCUCCUUUUUCAGCAUGAAGACCUCAUUGGGAAGACACACGCCUUUGAUGGGACCAUCCUAUUUUUGCCAAAGCGACUAGAACAAAAGGUCACUGAAGUUCUGAGCCAGAACCGUCAGGGACAGGUUGUGAAGAUUACAAUCACUUUAACUAACGAGCUACCACCUACUUCACCUACAUGCUUGCAGUUCUACAACAUUAUUUUUAGAAGACUGUUGAGAAUGUUGAGUUUGCAGCAAAUUGGGCGCAAUUACUACAACCCCAGUGACCCCAUCAGCAUUCCCAAACACAGGCUGAUGAUCUGGCCAGGGUUUACAACUUCCAUUCUGCAGUAUGAAACGAGCAUUAUGUUGUGUACAGACGUGAGCCACAAAGUGCUGAGAAGUGAAACUGUUCUGGACUUCAUGUACUCUAUGUACGAACAAAUAGGAGAAGAGAGAUUCAGAGAAACAUGUGCUAAAGAACUGAUUGGCCUGAUUAUUCUUACCAGGUAUAACAACAAAACCUACCGGGUUGAUGAAAUUGAUUGGGAAUCCAGCCCCAAAGACACCUUCAAGAAAGCAGAUGGCUCUGAGAUCAGCUUCGUGGAGUACUACAAAAUGCAAUAUAGCCAGGACAUCACUGAUUUGAAUCAGCCAGUGUUAAUUAGUCUGCCGAGAAAGAAGAGAGGCCCGAAAGGUGUCAUUCAAGGGCCGAUAGUCCUUAUUCCUGAACUCUGCUAUCUGACAGGGCUAACUGAUAAGAUGCGGAGUGAUUUCAAUGUCAUGAAAGAUCUGUCUGUUCACACAAGACUUCCGCCAGAACAAAGAGUGCGUGAAGUUGGGAGGCUUAUAGAGUACAUUAACAAAGAUGAUAACGUUCAGAAGGAACUUCGUGACUGGGGUUUAAGGUUUGAGCCCAAUUUGCUUUCCUUCUCGGGACGAGUUGUUCAAUCAGAAAGGAUCCAUCAAGGGGGGAAAACGUUUGACUACAACCCACAACUUGCCGACUGGUCUAGAGAAACCAGGGGGGCCAGUCUCAUUAGCGUGAAGCCGCUAAACAACUGGCUGUUGAUAUACACUCGUCGCAAUUAUGACGCUGCUAAUGCCCUGGUUCAAAAUCUAUUCAAGGUGACUCCCGCCAUGGGCAUACAAAUGAACAAAGCCAUAAUGGUUGAAACAGAAGACAGAACAGAAGGCUACUUGAAAACCCUAAAGCAAAAGAUUACCUCAGACACACAGAUGGUGGUUUGUCUCCUGUCCAGUAACCGUAAAGACAAGUACGACGCGAUCAAGAAAUUUUUGUGUGUCGAAUGCCCAAUUCCCAGCCAGUGUGUGUUGGCUCGCACCUUAAGCAAGCCCCAGACGGUGAUGGCCAUCGCCACCAAAAUCGCUCUGCAGAUGAACUGCAAGAUGGGCGGAGAGCUUUGGAGCGUGGAGAUACCCUUGAAAGGACUCAUGAUCGUGGGAAUUGACUGUUACCAUGACACUACUACUGGCCGGAAGUCCAUUGCAGGAUUUGUUGCCAGCAAAUAUCAAGGAAUGACACGUUGGUAUUCACGCUGUGUUCUCCAGGACGUGGGACAAGAACUUGUAGAUGGACUGAAAGUGUGCUUACAAGCUGCUUUAAGGACUUGGCAUACAAACAACCACCACUUGCCGAGUCGGAUAAUCGUCUACCGUGAUGGAGUUGGAGAUGGUCAGCUGAAAACUUUGGUUGACUUUGAAGUCCCUCAAUUCUUGGACUGCCUGAAAUCGGUUGGGAAAGAUUAUAACCCUAAGCUCACCGUGAUUGUGGUUAAAAAGCGUCUGAAUAACAGAUUCUUUGCUGACAUUGGUGGAAGACUCCAGAAUCCGCCCCCAGGCACAGUCAUUGAUACUGAGGUCACCCGUCCUGAGUGGUACGACUUCUUCAUUGUGAGCCAGUCUGUGAGAAAUGGCACUGUCUCGCCAACUCACUACAAUGUCAUCUAUGACAACAGUGGCCUGAAGCCCGACCACAUGCAGCGGUUGACCUACAAGCUCUGCCACAUGUACUACAACUGGCCAGGCGUGAUUAGAGUACCUGCUCCCUGCCAGUACGCCCAUAAACUGGCUUUCCUGGUGGGCCAGAGCAUUCAUCGGGAACCAAACCUGGCCCUCUCCGAGAAUCUGUAUUACCUGUGAUUCUAGGAGAAGAUGAUGGAGUGAAAAAUGAUGGGAAGAGCUCUUGUGCUGCCUGGAUUUUUCUGUAGAUAACUUUGGAACAAAUGCACCUGUGUUGGCUUUGUUGUGUUAAUGCCAUUUCGAGAAUUUGUUUUAUGUUGAGGGAUUUCUUAUUACCUGGUCGAGGUUAUCAACUAGAAAAUCUUUUUCUUUUUUCGGUUGGUAAAGGUAAACUAAAUUUUGGAACACUUUUGUGUUGGUCCUGCUGGAAAAUAAAGUUCUACAUUGCCCUCCUUUCAA